This is a messenger RNA of Caenorhabditis remanei, 327 nucleotides long. RefSeq lists its product as uncharacterized. The transcript has 3 exons. The record is from RefSeq and is a predicted model, not a curated record. Bases 1 to 327 code for a protein of 108 amino acids. NCBI's taxonomy places the organism in Eukaryota, Metazoa, Nematoda, Chromadorea, Rhabditida, Rhabditidae.
AUGAGAUUCGCUCGAAGUGGACUUUCUGAAAAACUUGAAGCUGCACUUCGUUUUUCUCCAGAUGACAUCGUUCUCUCUUUUCUCCACUCUUCGGUUCUUUCUGGACGAGAUGUUCUGAAGUUGAGCAAAAGUCGGAAUAUUGGAAUUUAUUUCACUAUCGUUUCACUUGUCCGAUUGUCAGAAAAAGUGCCAGACGAUGCGUCAAUUGGAGAAUUGAAUGGGAAAUACAAGAAUGACGUUCUUGUUUGUAAUGCAACAUUUUCUCGAGUUCUGAAUCCACUUGGUAUUUGGAAAAUCACCGGCGCAAAUUUCUUUCUACAGAACUAG